Molecule: messenger RNA, 1211 nt
Organism: Sorghum bicolor (sorghum)
Lineage: Eukaryota; Viridiplantae; Streptophyta; Magnoliopsida; Poales; Poaceae
Product: 5-formyltetrahydrofolate cyclo-ligase, mitochondrial
Exons: 7
Coding region: 38-877 (279 amino acids)
Biological process (GO): tetrahydrofolate interconversion; folic acid-containing compound biosynthetic process
Cellular component (GO): mitochondrion
Molecular function (GO): 5-formyltetrahydrofolate cyclo-ligase activity
Source: RefSeq, a predicted model, not a curated record
UGAGCAACGGCGGUAGUGGCAGCUGGCACGAGGGGAGAUGAUUAAAAAUGCGGUGGCCACGCUGAUGGUGCGCCUCCACCACCUGCCGCUACCCCGCGCCGCGCCCGCUCCCACCUACCGCUGCCGCCGCCACAUCACGCUCCCUCUCCCGCGGCCGCAAGCAUCGGCCGCUGCGAUGUCGACGGCGACGGAACAGGCGGUCGCCGACCAGAAGCGCGCCCUGCGCGCCGACGUGCGCAGGGCGCUGAAGGCCCUCUCUCCUGAUCAGCGCGCCAGCGAAGAUCUGGCUAUUCAAACUACAAUAAUGGAUUCCUCUUGGUUCAAAGCAAGCAAAAGGUUGUGUGCUUAUAUAAGCUGUAAGCAGUUGCGAGAAGUCGAUACAUCAAAAAUACUAGAAGAGUGUCUAUCAUCGAAUCCUGGACAAGAGGAACUGGCAAAGGAUCUUUAUGUUCCUCGAGUGGAGGAUAAGAACCGUAAUAUGCGGAUGCUCAAAAUCACCACCAUGGAUGAUUUAGUUAAGAAUUCAAUGAACAUUCUGGAACCGUCACCUGUGGAUGCUACUGGGAAAGAUCGCGAAGAUGUAUUGUCAUCAUCUUCCCCUGUUGAUCUUUUAUUAUUGCCAGGACAAGCUUUUGAUAGAACUGGUCGAAGACUGGGACGUGGUGGAGGGUACUAUGACACAUUCUUGAUGAAAUACCAAGAACUUGCAAAAGAGAAAGGGUGGAAUCAGCCUCUCUUGGUCGCUCUUUCAUACUCGGUGCAAAUUAUGGACGAGGGCGUCAUCCCAGUUAAUUCAACUGAUGUUCCUAUUGAUGCUCUGGUCUCCUCCUCUGGUGUCAUUCCAAUAAGUGCUGCGGCUUUGCAGAGGAUGCGAUGAAGAAGUUGAUUGGUCUCUCUAGCUAUGCUUUGACGACAAACACCUUCUGAUCCCUGGUUGAACUAGCAAAUAUACACCAGCAGAUCAGGGAAUUUGUCCCCUUUGUUUCCCUUGUGGCUUUCUCUUGUAUCAUCUUUUUGAUAUGGUGGACUGGAUGUCUACUCCUUGUUUCAGCUACUUUAGGAUUUAUAGAUUUAUAAUGUAAUGUAAAUCAUCCUGAUGAGCAAAACAGUCAGUGGGCCUGAUAUGCUAUUCUGAGAUUAUAAUGUAUCUUCAGGACUAGCCAGUCGCCACAGAAGGGGAAAACUAAUAAAACUUUAUUCGAUUUUUCCUA